AUGCCUGCUAUGUCCAAGAUCGCCAACACGGCCGCCAUUCUUGCGGCUGCAUUUGCCACCCAGGCGGCUGCCCACACCUACGUUAAGGAGUUCGAGGCCGGAGGCAAGACCUACGCCGGGUUCUACGCCGCUGACAAGAGCGGGGGUGACGACUCUUCGCCUGCUUGGAGGACCGACCAGGGAUGGGGCUUCCAGCCCGUCAUGGGUGACCAGAUCAACGACCCCAAUAUCAUUGCCCACAUGAACGCUGAGCCUUCGCCUUUCACUGCCCCCGUCGACGCUGGCAGCGACGUCAAGUUCACCUGGCAGCACGAUGGAUCGUGCGGCGGCGACGAGGUUGGCUGGGACUGCUCCCACCACGGCUGGACUGCCACCUGGCUCGCCCCCUGCAACGGCGACUGCAAGGACGUCCAGAAGGAGAACCUCAGCUUCUUCAAGAUCCACCAGGCCGGUCUGAUCGACUACCCAGCCGGCACACGCUACGCCGAGGGCGGCGACAAGGAGAACACGGGCUACUGGGGCACCGACGCCAUCUUCUACGACAACGCCAACAGCCAGACCGUUACCAUCCCCAAGGACCUCCCCAGCGGCAACUACGUCCUUCGCACGGAGGUCGCUUCCGUCCACAACAACGGCGACGUCUCCCAGCGCCAGUUCUGGCCCCAGGCCCUCAACAUCGCUAUCCAGAACGGCAAUGACAACGCGCAGGUGCCCGCUGGUAUCAAGGCUACGGAGAUCUACUCGUCGACAGACAAGCAGCUCACCUUCGACCUCUACCAGCACGAAGCCGGCGAGACCUUCGACGCGCCCGGCCCCGCCGUUGUGUCUAUUGCCGGUGGAAGCGCGUCCGCAUCCAGCGCUGACUCUGGCUCUUCUCCCUCCGCUGCCGCCGAGGCAGAGGUUGCUUCUUCGACCGCUGCUGCGGCGGUGCCUGUUGCGUCGUCGUACGCCGCGCAGCCCACUCCUGGGGCUAAGGACAGCAUCCCUUCGUCUGGCGCCAACGCCCCUGUCGUGUCUGCUACUGCUACUGGUACGCAGCCUGCCUACGUUAUCGCUACCGCGCCCGCGGGCUACAACUCCACCGUCCCCGCUGCACCUGAGGCGACUCCUGCUCCUGAAGAGGGUGAGGGAUACCAGACGGGCGACAACGAGGAGGACGAUGACGAGGAGGGGGAUGAUGAGGAGGGCGAUGAUGAGCAGGAGGGCGAUGAUGAGGAGGAUGGCGAGGACUACUCCGAAGAGGGGGACGACGAGGAGGGCGAGGAUUACUCUGAAGAGGGCGAUGACGAGGAGGGCUCCAACGGCGAGCCUGAGGCUACCACGGGCGGAUACCACGGCUGGGGCGAGGGCAAGGAGCACUGGCGCAGCCACGCACGUGAGUUCGUUGCUCGAGCUAUGGGUUUGUAA
Molecule: messenger RNA, 1407 nt
Organism: Didymosphaeria variabile
Lineage: Eukaryota; Fungi; Ascomycota; Dothideomycetes; Pleosporales; Didymosphaeriaceae
Exons: 1
Coding region: 1-1407 (468 amino acids)
Source: RefSeq, a predicted model, not a curated record